Molecule: messenger RNA, 3348 nt
Organism: Labrus mixtus (cuckoo wrasse)
Lineage: Eukaryota; Metazoa; Chordata; Actinopteri; Labriformes; Labridae
Gene: slc6a4b
Product: solute carrier family 6 member 4b
Exons: 13
Coding region: 58-1878 (606 amino acids)
Biological process (GO): serotonin uptake; sodium ion transmembrane transport
Cellular component (GO): neuron projection; membrane
Molecular function (GO): serotonin:sodium:chloride symporter activity; serotonin binding
Source: RefSeq, a predicted model, not a curated record
AGGGGAAACAUCCUCCUCUGUGUGGAGCUGCUUCUCUGGCUGACUUUUCACAGUCCGAUGCCCCAACAGGACUCAGCGGUCAUGGCCGGCAGUCUGACCCACCACGGCUCCCCGAACCCGGGAUACACCGCCAAUAACAACGCGGUUCCGGUCCCGGUCCCGGUCCCAGCCCCGGCACUGGCACCGGCCCCGGUCCUUACUCAGACCAACUCUAGGGAUAAGUGGAGCAAAAAGAUGGAUUUUCUCCUCUCUGUAAUUGGCUUUGCUGUGGACCUGGGAAAUGUUUGGAGAUUUCCCUACGUUUGCUAUCAAAACGGUGGCGGUGCUUUUCUUAUUCCCUACAUUUUGAUGGCCAUCUUUGGUGGUGUGCCACUUUUUUACAUGGAGCUGGCACUGGGACAGUUCCAUCGCACUGGAGCCAUUUCUAUAUGGAAACACAUUUGUCCCAUUUUCAAAGGUAUAGGAUAUGCCAUUUGUAUCAUCGCUCUGUAUGUGUCCUUCUACUACAACACCAUCAUCGCCUGGGCCCUCUUCUACUUCUACUCCUCUUUCUCCAGCAUCCUGCCUUGGACAAACUGUGACAAUGUAUGGAACACCCCUGACUGCACCAACUACUUUGGCAUCGACAACGUCACUUGGACCAAUGCCUCCAGGUCUCCGGCAGAGGAAUUUUACACGAGGAAUGUUCUGGAGAUCCACAAGUCGUCAGGUCUUAAAAAUGUUGGGGGUGUUCGCUGGCAGUUGAUGCUCUGCCUUUUCCUCAUAUUCACCAUUGUUUACUUUAGCCUGUGGAAGGGCGUGAAGACUUCAGGGAAGGUCGUGUGGGUUACAGCCACCUUGCCCUACAUAGUGCUUUUCAUCCUUCUUAUUAGAGGAGCCACCCUGCCCGGUGCCUGGAGAGGAGUGGUGUUUUACCUGAAACCACAGUGGGGGAAGCUACUGGACACUACUGUGUGGGUUGAUGCAGCGGCUCAGAUCUUCUUUUCUCUGGGACCUGGCUUUGGGGUGCUGCUGGCCCUGUCCAGCUACAACCCUUUCACAAAUAACUGCUAUCGUGACGCCAUUGUGACCAGUUUGGUGAACUGUCUGACCAGCUUUGUGUCGGGGUUCGUGAUCUUCACUGUGCUGGGCUACAUGGCAGAGAUGAGGCAGGUGGAGGUAGAGGAGGUAGCCAGGGAUAAAGGACCAAGUCUGCUCUUCAUCACCUACCCAGAAGCCAUUGCAAACAUGAUGGGCUCAACCUUCUUUGCCAUCAUCUUUUUUACGAUGAUGAUUACACUGGGACUGGACAGCACGUUUGGUGGGCUGGAGGCGAUCAUCACUGCCGUGUUAGAUGAAUACCCAGAUCUUUUGUCAAACAGACGUGAACUUUUUGUACUGGGCUUGGUAAUUGUCUGCUUUGUGGGCUCUCUAAGCACCCUUACAAAUGGUGGUGCCUAUGUGGUGAAACUGCUGGAGGAAUUUGGAGUUGGAAGCUCCAUCAUAGCUGUGGGUUUCCUUGAGGCCAUAGCAGUGUCCUGGUUCUAUGGUAUCAACAGGUUUAGCAAUGAUGUCAAGGCUAUGCUGGGUAAAGCUCCGGGGUUGUUCUGGAGGGUGUGCUGGGUCGCCAUCAGUCCAGCAUUUCUAGCGUAUAUAAUAGUGAGCUCCCUGCUGAAGGCGCCGCCCCUCACGCUGUUUGACUAUAAGUACCCAGACUGGAGCAUCACAGUGGGAUACAUCGUGGGCUUCUCAUCCUUCAUGUGGAUCCCCAUCUACAUGGUCUACAAGCUGGUGUGGACUCCUGGAUCUCUCAAACAGAGGUUGGCAGUGUGUCUAAGACCAGAAAGGACCAUACCAGACAUCCAUGCGGACAACCUCACCAUGGUUACGGUACCAUAGAGGGAAAAGCACCUUAACACAUGAAAACCACACUCGACUCCUCCCCUGCUAGAAGUUUUUUUUUUUUUUCAGCCCUCAGCUUCAAGUGAUUUGUGACACAACCUGACCGUCGUCUGACAUCAUGACUGUUACCUGCUUACAAUGUUAAACAUGUCAGCUGUUAAAGCACAUGUACACUCUGUAAAAAUAGUAAAUGCUGCUACAUUUUUUUUACCCCAAGAGGAGCUGACAUAGCAAUACUCACACCUUACUGUUUGGUCUGUGUAUUUAAAUCUACAGUACAUGUGUCACCAGACAGUAUGUAGCCUUUAUAUGAUCCCAUGAGUCAUAUUUUAUUUUGAUACAAUUGUAGGAGUCACAUUUGUUUAAUAUGUUGCUUCUUUCCCCUUCAAGAACAACAUGCCAAGGAAAAUAAAAACAUGUAUUUCUUUAUGUAACAGACAGCACAUCUUUUCUACCGCAUGGGGCCGUUUUCAAUGUUAAGUUCUUCUUGUCUGUAGUUUUAUCAAAGUUGGAUAAUAUCAGCUCUGCAUGCUACUACUGACGAUAGAACAAAAUAGUUUCCUGUGGAGAAGCAGAUGAGUUAAGACAGAGUAAAACCACUACAAUAACCGUGGCAGCAUUGAUAUGCAUGCAUUUGUAUGUAUUUUAUUAAGUGGACUUUUUAUUAAUUCGCUAAACAACGUGCUCUGCAGUCAGUUAUUGCUUUUGAAAGCAGGUGUUACCAGCUCUGCUGCAUUUUUGUGGAAGAACAGGUAUAUGUGUGGACUGAAACAUUUACAUCAGUGGGACCAAACCGUGAUCAGUUUGGCAUUAAAAGAAUAAUCCUAAUUCUUAGUUAUUAACCUUUAAUUUUUGCAGAUGCUGUUUUUAGUCUUUACACAGUGGCUUUGUAGUACUGUGCUUGUUUUGGAUUUUAUGCCAGCUUCUUGAUAUAUUUGCAAUAAAAAAAGUGUUCUCCCUUCAAGUGUUUGCAUCUGAGUUUAGAGAGGCCAUCGAACAAAGAUCACACCAGUUCAUAUUUGAAAGGUGUGGAAUUAUUUGUGUUGGUUUUUUUUCUAUGGGCAUUAUAGAGUCUGUAUCCUUAAAGAUGCAUUUCUACAACUUAAUUUGUCAUUUCAAUUCAAAUUAAACUAUUUCGUCUUCAUGUGAUGGCUUCAUUUAACUCCAGAACGCUUGUUUUGCCUUAAUCUGCCUAAAUAUCGCACUGUCUGUAAAAAAAUACUGUAAAGGUCGUAUUGAUAUUUUGCCUCUCCAAUGUUUUCACUUUAAGACUGUUCACGUUGAUUUGCUCACAUAAUGACAUCACUUGUGUCUUUGCCAUCUGUGUUACAUUUAUCUUCAAUAGCUUUAUAUUUUAUCCUAAAAAAAGAAACAUGGGUAGGAUGAUGAUUAUUAUGUGAUUUCAUUUCUCUUCAACCUGGUUUCUGUAACAGAUGUGUAUACAUGAAUUAUAGUAUAUGUUACAUA